Molecule: messenger RNA, 567 nt
Organism: Rotaria sordida
Lineage: Eukaryota; Metazoa; Rotifera; Eurotatoria; Philodinida; Philodinidae
Source: the annotation of a GenBank genome assembly
AUGAAAGAAUUACAACAAGCUCGUCUUGAUUAUACAAAAUUUUUGGAACAUCGUUCAAAUGAACUUCUUCCUGGUGGUGUACUUAUUCUUUGUAUUGGUUGUACAAAUGAUAAUGGUUCUCAUGGUGGUAUUGAAAUCACUUUCCAACUCUUAUACAAAUGUGCAAAAUUAUUACCAAUGACAGAAGAAGAAUUACUCGAUUUUACUUUCCCAGUAUAUUAUCAUAAUUAUGAAGAACUUAUUGAUUAUGAUUUAUUUAAAAAAUUUUCAUUGAAAUUAAUCAAAUUUGAAUUGUGUGAAAUUCGAAUAGAUAUGCUGAUUCGAUUUCAACAAGGAGAGUUGACAUUGGAUGAAUUUGCAAAACAUGGUACACAAUUUGUGCACAGUUGGAGCGAGCCUUUAUUACAAGAAAUAUUAGAAAAGAAUAAUCAUCGUUCAAAAGAAGCUGUCAAAACUUUGUUAGAACAGUUUUGGAAUAUAUAUGAACAAGAAGUAAAAGAACUUGCAAAUCAAUUCGAUAUUCAUGGCUUUAUAACUUUUCUAAUAUUGAAAAAAGAUUUAUUAUGA